Molecule: messenger RNA, 1722 nt
Organism: Lichtheimia ornata
Lineage: Eukaryota; Fungi; Mucoromycota; Mucoromycetes; Mucorales; Lichtheimiaceae
Exons: 10
Coding region: 1-1722 (573 amino acids)
Biological process (GO): protein deubiquitination
Cellular component (GO): nucleus; cytosol
Molecular function (GO): cysteine-type endopeptidase activity; cysteine-type deubiquitinase activity
Source: RefSeq, a predicted model, not a curated record
AUGGCAUCGUCCUCAAACUAUCACAUUCCGGCCUUGGCUGCUAUGGCUGGCAUUGCCAUUGCUGCGUCCGGUUAUGCAUUAUCAAGCAGCAGCGCUGAAUCGAGAAGGAGACGGAAACGAAUCAGGUCAAAGAUCCUCAAAGAGCGAGAUGCCAAAUACAUUACGGGGCUGAUCAAUACCGGCAACUCUUGCUUCAUUAACUCUGUACUUCAAGCUCUUGCUACAUUGGCUUCACUUCGAUCCUACCUGGCAGAGCGUGUGGAUGAACGAGGCGAUGAAUUGGAUACAUUGGAAUUAUCAAGCAACGAGUAUGUUUUACAAUCCGUGGCGUAUGCAUUGUACACUACGAUUGAACAACUCAACAAACCAUUGAGUCGACCCCGAUCAAUGGCACCUACGGAUUUGCUUCAUGCACUGGAACGCAAGACCAAUGGCACUAUCAAUCGUGAACAACAGGAUGCUCAGGAGCUUUUCCAAAUUAUAUCACAUGCUCUCUCUUCGGAAGAGGAAAUCCAAUACCGGGAAGAGCCGUCGUCUCUUUUGGAUGCUGGGACUCUACGAAAGAUGACGGGGGAACAUGAUUCCGGAUGUGCAUCACCGGUGGCACUUGAUAAUCUCGAGACAGCUUCAGUAUCCUCGGUCGGCACCAUGGGAUCCAUGUGGAGUUCGUUUUCCGUAUCCUCGGUUGGUGGCCACUUACGACAUAGACCACGACGUCCACGAAAUCCUUUUACAGGCUUGUCAGCUACCAAGAUUAGUUGCAUGAAAUGUGGAUAUACGGCACCUAUCCGACACAAUACAUUUGACAAUAUAUCCCUGACGAUUCCACAAACGUUGAGCUGCACACUUCAAAAUUGCAUUGAUACAUACACCAAGGUGGAUAUGCUGACCGAUUUCCGAUGUCGCAAAUGCAUGCUCCUAGCGACCCUGGAGGCGCUUCAACAAGAACAAGGCAAAAUGGCAGGUUACUCUGAUGAAGAAAAGGCUGAGCAUGCUGGUAAGAUCCAAGUGCUCAAGGAUGCUUUGAGAUACAAUGUGGAGGCACCUUUGCCUGGCAUUCCAUUGGUGAAUCCUUCAACUACGUCAUGCACCACAAAGCAGACCAUGUUCGCCAAUCCACCAAAAUCAUUAUGUUUCCAUUUGUCACGAUCGGUGUAUCAUCCUUCCGGCAUUGUACAAAAGAACCAUUGCACCGUGAGAUUCCCUGAAUACUUGGAUAUGGCACCCUAUACAACGAAUGGAUUUCUCAACACAGCUGAUCCUGCUCAAUCACUCAGCAGUCCCCCCGCACCCAUUUCUCCUCAAGCACGCACUUCACGCACGAGCCUAGUUUAUCUCCGCAAUAUGGCUGCUGGCAAUCGUUUCGUGCACGGACGUGAUGGCUUGAAUGUGGCACUCGGCUCAUCAAAGGAUAACAGCGAUCUCGUUCAAAACGCCUUGCCUUCAUUAUCCUUGCCAGCUGUACGUUCGAUUCCUUAUCGUCUCAAUGCUGUCAUUGUCCACUAUGGCGGUCAUGAAUCAGGUCAUUUUAUCACAUACAGACGCAAAAAGCUACCCACUGGUCAUGAUGUACGAAAACCAUUCACCAACGACGAUCAUCAUUCCCCCGUACCAGAAACAUCCACAUUUUGGCGAUGCAGCGAUGAUGCUAUAGACGAGGUAGACAUUGACACCGUGUUGUCAUGCGAAGCUUAUAUGUUGUUCUAUGAACGUGAUGUAUAA